GCACUGCUGCUCUCUUGCGCCCCGGAAGCUGCCCCUUCUCGGGGGUCAUGAUGGGCAGCAAGAUGGCGUCUGCCAGCAGGGUCGUCCAGGUAGUCAAGCCACAUACUCCAUUAAUAAGGUUUCCUGACAGAAGAGACAAUCCUAAAGCCAGCGCAUCAGAAGCAUUGAGAUCUGCAGGGCUGCCAUCUCACUCUUCUGUAAUCUCACAGCAUUCUAAGGGAAGUAAAUCCCCAGAGCUGCUGAUGCAUCAAGGCCCGCCAGACACUGCAGAGAUAUUAAAGACAUUACCUCAGAAAUACAGGAGGAAACCUAUGUCUCAAGAAGAAAUGGAAUUUAUCCAACGUGGAGGUCCAGAAUAAUCAUCACAGCUGCUGUUUGUCAUCAGACAAAAGAAUUAUCUUUAAUAAAGGACUUCCAAAAUGACAAGUGAAAAAUUGUAUAUUAAGCAACCUUAAUAUUCUACAAAAAGAUAAAAUAUAGAAAAAUUCAGAUGGAUACUUGUAUCACCUAAUUUAUGUAUCUUGGUCAGCUUCUCCACAAGCUUGCCUAAUUGUUUAUGUACUUUAUACUUAUUAAAGUAUACAUUUUUAAAUG
This is a messenger RNA of Castor canadensis (American beaver), 594 nucleotides long. RefSeq names its product alpha-ketoglutarate dehydrogenase subunit 4 (gene Kgd4). Gene Ontology annotation, molecular function: oxoglutarate dehydrogenase (succinyl-transferring) activity. Gene Ontology annotation, cellular component: oxoglutarate dehydrogenase complex. Gene Ontology annotation, biological process: 2-oxoglutarate metabolic process. Lineage: Eukaryota; Metazoa; Chordata; Mammalia; Rodentia; Castoridae. The record is from RefSeq and is a predicted model, not a curated record.